Messenger RNA from Microdochium trichocladiopsis, 2373 nucleotides. RefSeq names its product diacylglycerol acyltransferase-domain-containing protein. The transcript is spliced from 3 exons. Gene Ontology annotation, biological process: triglyceride biosynthetic process. Gene Ontology annotation, molecular function: diacylglycerol O-acyltransferase activity. The record is from RefSeq and is a predicted model, not a curated record. The coding region runs from base 336 to 2162 and encodes 608 amino acids. Lineage: Eukaryota; Fungi; Ascomycota; Sordariomycetes; Xylariales; Microdochiaceae. Gene Ontology annotation, cellular component: endoplasmic reticulum membrane.
CUUCAUACAUGCCUCAUGCACCCUUUGAUGGCCGCAGAGGUCUGCUCACCAGUGCCUCUUUGAUCCACACCACUUCUUCUCAUUCUUCUUCUUUUGCAACUCUUCUCUCGAUUGUGGCCUGCCAAGCCUGUUUCUGACUCCCGACACCGCCAGGGGCUGCACAGCACCGCUCCCACACCUUCCCGCGCCGGCGCCCACUUACCUCCCGUCCCGACGGCUGGCCAUUGCAAGCUUUCUGGACUGGCGCUACGAGCUCAGAACAGCGUCAUCAUCGCCGCCGCACACCGCGCAUCCACGCACCACGCGCACCCAGAGGGAAGCCCAGCAGGCGGAGCAUGGAAAAGCCUGCCCUCGAAGCGUCCCCCGAGCCCACAUCUCCCGUGACCCCCAACAAGCCGCCGCGAUACUUCUAUCUCGUUUCUUCUCCCAGCCGCCAGUCUAGCCACUCGUCAACACGCUCCGCAGACUUCACCGCAAGCGUUGCCACCUCACAACUUGAUAGUAACGGGCGACGUGGCGCUCGAGAGUCGCCAAAGACAGACUCGUCUCGUACUUGGGUCAUAGAUCCUGACAGUAAUUACACCUCAAGACCGCCCACUUCACCUAUUCCCACUCGCAAUUCGAGCGCAGCAACACCGACAAGAACGCAGCAGGCUCCAAGGCGUGGGCAGUCUGUAUAUCGUCUCGACGGCACGAUGGGUGCCGUUGCUCCAAAUAUGAUGCCUUCCCCUCCGCAGUCUGUCAAGGAUGAUUCAGUCAAGGUCCAAACUGUCUCCUCGGAUCCUCGUCAACCCGACGCCCUCAACACGCAAGGAGGCAACAGCUCCCAUGAGGGAUCUUUCAUUCAUGUCCGAGAUUCAAAGUCGUCAGCCUCAAGCAAGCUGAACCUGGACGAUGAAGAAUUCCCAGCUCCAGGGCAACUUAACGGAUCAAAGAAGAAGGACGACAAGGCAGCAUUAAACGCAUCGGAAGACGAGAAGGACAGAAAUGACCAUAUCAACAGCCUCAGCAAUGCUUCAAAGAUCAGCUACGCUUCUGCACUCAGAAAAGACACCCAGAUGGAAGAGGACGACGACUCGUAUCCGGAACUAGAUGACAUGGGCGCGGAGAUGGUGCAUCAACCACCUAAGCCCAAGAAGAACGGAGGUAUUAGAUGGGUGCCAUUGAACGUGCCGUUCAAGCGCCGAGGACAGACUCUGGCCGUGCUGCUCCACAGCUUGUGCAUUGUCAUUACCGUAUCGUUCUUCUGCGCCUGCUGUGCUAAUCCCCUGGUCUGGCCACUGCUGCUUGUGUAUCUUCUACAUGUGCUCAACGACAAAUCAGCGACCGACGGGUCGCUGAAAUAUCGCAGCGAACGUUUCCGUCGCAGCUACCUCUGGCACCUCUUUGCCGGUUACUUUCCCGCCAGGCUGCACAAAACCCACGAUCUUCCUCCUACUCGCAAGUACAUCUUCGGCUACCACCCCCAUGGCAUCAUUUCGCACGGGGCGUGGGCUGCUUUCUCGACAGACGCCCUGGGUUUCAGUGAGAAAUUCCCCGGCAUCACCAACACCUUGCUCACACUUGAGUCCAACUUCCGCGUCCCGUUCUACCGCGACUACUUGCUCGCGAUGGGCAUGCGCUCUGUGUCGAGGGAAUCUAUUGUCAAUAUCCUUACGAAAGGCGGUAUGGACGGCGAGGGCAUGAGCCGCGGUGUGACAAUCGUGGUCGGCGGCGCGCGAGAGUCUCUCGAGGCCGUUCCCGGCAACCUCCGCCUCAUUCUGAAGGAGCGCAAGGGCUUUGUCAAGAUCGCCAUACGGACGGGCGCCGACCUGGUUCCCGUUCUGGCUUUCGGCGAGAACAGCCUCUACGAUCAGCUCGAGAAGGGCGAGCACCCCAUGCUGCACAGGCUGCAGAUGUUCAUCUUGAGGGUGUGGAAGUUCACAUUGCCCUUCAUGCAUGGACGCGGCAUUUUCAAUUACGACGUCGGCAUGAUGCCAUACCGCCACCCGCUGAAUGUCGUGGUUGGUGCGCCUAUCAAGGUUGUACAGUCUACGACUAUCGACCCUGCCGAAGUUGACAGGCUACACGAGCUGUACGUCAAGGAGUUGGAGAAACUGUGGGAACACUACAAGGACGAGUUUGCGCAGGACAGAAAGGAGGAGAUGCAGCUCUUGUCGUGAGCGCGUAAGGCUUGUUUCAGUUCCGGAUUGCAAGAAUAGAGAGAUGGCUGAUUGACAUGCCACGGAGUAAUAUGGAGUAGUGGAGUAUGGUGUAUUAUUAAUUAUUAAACCAGGCUUGAAUUCACGGAAGUAGCUACUUUUUGGUUUCUAUCAGUUGCUAGAGACGGGGACGAUGUAGUCCAGAAGUGAAGGAAGAGCCCUUUCGUUAGAG